AUGAGACCAUACCAAGCAGCAUGCAUCGUAGUGGCCGCUCUGCUGCUGCUAGAACCUGCCAGCAUUGAGGCCAAGCGCCGCAAGCAUAAGGGCGACGAUCACGGCGAUUCGCACAAAACCAAGACAAAGACAAAGUGGUCCAGCUCAACGGAUUUGGGUGGUGGUGCCAAUGCCCAAGUUUCCACCGAGGAGCAUGGCUACUAUGUGAAACGCACGUACACGCCCCUAACAGGCGCCGAUGGCAAGCGCAAGAGUCCGCCCUAUCUGGGCAUACCUAUUGCCUGGUUCAGUAGUGACGCAAACAAGAACAAGGACUGUCAGCAGAUCAGCAAUUCGGGCGCCAUCAACAGUGCUGCCCACGCGCUCAGCGAGGGCUACCUGUGUGACGAUGACUGCGAGGACGCCUAUGAGCCCAUCUGUGGCCAAACAACCAACGAGGUGGCCGUUUUCUACAACAAGUGCAAGCUGAAUGUGGCCAAGUGUCGCACGCAUGGACUGUGGACGGAGCUGCCCUAUCAGCAGUGCCAACAAACGUAUCCCAGGGAAACGGCCUAUACCGACAAGAAGUUCAAAUGUUCGCCCUUUUUCCGAGCCAAUUCCACAGCUGCCACGCCCGCAGUAUUUGCUGAGCCCGAAAACGACAAGGAGAGCAAGGAAAGCAAUGAAAGCAGCGAGGAGCAAAAGGAUCAUGACAAAAAAGAGAACCAGGCCAAGCCUGUUAAAGAGGAGACCAUUUCGAUGCCCCUGCAAGUGCUUGGAAAACCCGUGCAAAGCGUAGUGCCAGUGCCAGAGCCUGUUGAAAGCAUCGCCAUGCCCCCGUUGCCAGUCAAAGCAGCUGUAACACAAGCUUUCCCAGCCGAAGAACCACUAACAGUUGGAGUCGCUCAAAUUACAGGUUCUUUGCCCGAAGCCUUAGCUUCGACUGUGGUCCGGGGUGAGAAAACCUCGGAGCAGGCCGAACCUAAGUCUGAUAAGGAUAAACUUAAAUAUGUGGUAUCUUAA
Drosophila novamexicana is the source of this 1002-nucleotide messenger RNA. RefSeq lists its product as uncharacterized. The transcript has 2 exons. Lineage: Eukaryota; Metazoa; Arthropoda; Insecta; Diptera; Drosophilidae. Gene Ontology annotation, molecular function: protein binding. Bases 1 to 1002 code for a protein of 333 amino acids. The record is from RefSeq and is a predicted model, not a curated record.